GCAACUAGGGCGAAGGAUCCGGAGAACAAGCCCAUGGGAGACGUACCUAGUGGUGUUCCUUCGGUGGCCGGAAACCAGAGUCAACAGGCAACGGGUACGACGGGGAAGUUGAGCUCAUCGUACCCUCCGAUCUUCUAUAUGAGACCGGGAGAGAGCUGGGAGCAAUACUGGAGGAGCGUCACCUUUUGGGUGGCCUCAGAAGGUAAGUCCUUGCCCCAGGAGAUGCAAGGACCCCGACUCAUGCAGCAGUUGCGUGAGAGAGCAGGGAAGAUCGUGCAGCACUUAACGGUGGAGGAAGUUUCCGGAGCCGAUAGAAUUCAGAGGAUUAAGCAGGAAAUGGAGAGAAGCCCCAUCAUCAAACUUCUGGACCAGAAGAAGGUAGACCAAAGGAGACAGAAGUUCAUGAAACCCACCCGCUUGCAUGGAAAAUCAAUUGAAAGUUUUUUGAAUCGCGCUGAAAUUUACCAGCGUGAGAACCAGUCUUCACCCGCCUAUCAGGUGGGAUCGAAGUUUUACAUUGGACAUCUUUUGGAUGCAGCCCGCUUGACCAAGAGGGACUUGGCCCUGGUGAAGGCUGCAAGUCAAGGUACUCUGGAGGAUGAGGAGGACAAGUACCUGGUGCAGAAGGCGACUACAUCUUCCAGUAUGACAUCACCAUUGCAGAGCUCUACGGCGACACCUGGAGUGAGGAAGAACCGAAGGAAGUUCUUCGGGAGACGACGUUUUCGGGAUGCGCUGAUGGCAAUCCUGGAAGAUGAGGACGGAGCUGAUGAGGAUGGAUUGGACGACGAGACAGUUAUGCCAGAUGGCAUUGGCGACGAAUCAGUUUAUGAGGAGGAGGACGAUAUGACUUCGUUCGGUGGGUCGUCAACGCAGGCAACCUCUGUGAUGGAAGCUUCGUCGGCUGGAACUAUGUCGUCUACUACCUCUUCUACGGCUUCGACAUCAGACGCAUUUCUGGCAGAGAUUUUCGCACAGGAGUACAAAGCCAGGAAUCGCGUGCGUGAGAUCAAGAAGAUGAGACAGUACUUCCAGAAGGAAGGACAUGCACCAGGAGGGCCACAAGGCGACAAAGAUCGAGAACAAGUGAAGCGAUGG
Messenger RNA from Cladocopium goreaui, 1098 nucleotides. NCBI's taxonomy places the organism in Eukaryota, Dinophyceae, Suessiales, Symbiodiniaceae. The record is from the annotation of a GenBank genome assembly.